GAUCAGCUUCUGCUCUGUCUCACUGGAACAGCAGGUGUACUCCUGGGGACAGAUCUGGAGGUGCUCGCCUGGACAGGGAGACAGCUGGAUCAGUAUGCCUACCUUAAGGUCGUCCUCUCAGUCGCAUAGCUCCUCUUCCCCAAGUAUUGUGUCCUCUUCCCCACAAAGAACUGUGGGAGGUGCACAGAAGGCCUUGUCAGCUUCUCCUAGUGCUUCUGUCAGUCUGCCUUGUGAAGAGAAGGACUCGAACCUGGCUUCUGAGGGGGCUAGUCCUUCUUUGUCUGGUGAUGAAGGCAGAGACUUUGAAGACAGCCUGAAACGCAGUGUGAAGAAGAGAAGAGCAAAACGACCACACAAAACAACCCCAGUAGCAAAACAUCCAAAGAAGGGGUCCCAAAUUACACGUCAGAAUGGCCAGAAAAAACUGGAGCUACCAUCCUGUGAUCUCUUUGAUGCUGUGAAAGCUGCCAAAAGUGAUAUGCAGUCUUUGGUGGAUGAAUGGCUGGAAAACUACAAGCAAGAUGAGGAUACAGGAUUUUUGGAGCUCAUUAACUUUUUCAUUCAAUCUUGUGGAUGUAAAGGCACUGUGACCCCUGAGAUGUUUAAGAAGAUGUCCAACUCAGAGAUCAUCCGGCACCUGACAGAACAGUUUAAUGAGGAUUCAGGGGACUAUCCCCUGACAGCAUCAGGUCCAUCCUGGAAGAAGUUCCAGGGCAGCUUUUGUGAGUUUGUGAGGACAUUGGUCUGUCAGUGCCAAUACAGCCUCCUCUAUGACGGUUUUCCUAUGGAUAACCUCAUCUCUCUACUUACUGGCCUCUCGGAUUCCCAAGUCCGUGCCUUCCGUCACACUAGCACCCUGGCUGCCAUGAAACUGAUGACAUCCCUGGUAAAAGUUGCCCUCCAGUUGAGUCUGCACAAAGACAACAAUCAGCGUCAGUAUGAAGCGGAAAGAAACAAAGGACCAGAACAGAGAGCACCUGAGCGGCUGGAGAGCCUCCUGGAGAAACGGAAAGAGCUCCAGGAGCAUCAAGAGGAAAUUGAGGGAAUGAUGAAUGCCAUCUUCAGGGGUGUCUUUGUCCAUCGGUACAGGGACAUCCUUCCUGAAAUCCGUGCUAUCUGCAUUGAGGAGAUCGGGUGUUGGAUGCAAAGCUACAGUACCUCUUUCCUCACUGACAGCUAUUUAAAAUAUAUUGGCUGGACCCUGCAUGAUAAGAACCGGGAUGUCCGUCUGACCUGCCUGAAAGCUCUGCAAAGGCUGUACAGCAACCAGGGGCUGACUGCUCGCCUGGAGCUGUUCACCAGCCGCUUCAAGGAGCGGAUGGUUUCCAUGGUCAUGGACAGAGAGUACGAUGUAGCAGUGGAGGCCGUCAGGUUGCUCAUCCUGAUCCUGAAAAACAUGGAAGGCGUGCUGACCAGUGCAGACUGUGAGAGCAUCUACCCUGUUGUGUAUGCUUCUCAUCGUGCCCUGGCUGCUGCUGCAGGGGAAUUUCUGUACUGGAAGCUCUUCUACCCUGAGUUUGAGAUGAGAGCAAGGGGUGGCAGAGAACGACACCGGAGUCCACAUGCCCAGAAGACUUUCUUCCACCUUCUUCUGUACUUCUUUAUGGAGAGUGAGCUCCAUGACCAUGCUGCUUACUUAGUAGACAGCCUGUGGGACUGUGCAGGGCCUCAUCUAAAGGACUGGGAGAGUCUCACAAGCCUGCUGCUGGAGAAGGACCAGAACCUAAGUGAUGUGCAGGAGAACACGCUGAUAGAAAUCCUCGUGUCCAGUGCCCGGCAAGCUGUGGAGGGUCACCCGCCUGUGGGGCGCAUCAGUGGGAGGAAGGGCCUAUCUGCUAAAGAACGCAAGGUCCAAGCUGAUGACAAAGUGAAGCUAACUGAGCACCUCAUCCCCCUGCUGCCCCAGCUCCUGGCCAAGUUCUCAGCUGAUGCAGAGAAGGUUGCUCCCCUGCUGCAGCUCCUCAACUACUUUGACCUGAGCAUCUACUGCACUAGGCGCCUGGAGAAGCACCUGGAGUUGCUCUUGCAGCAACUCCAAGACGUGGUGGUGAAGCACACAGAGCCCCCAGUGCUUGAGGCUGGUGCACAAGCCCUUUAUCUUCUCUGUAAGCCUGAGUUCACUUUCUUCACCCGGGUGGACUUCGCUCGCAGCCAACUAGUGGACCUAUUGACCGACCGCUUCCAGCAGGAACUUGAGGAACUGCUGCAGUCAUCCUUCAUAGAUGAGGAUGAGGCGUACAGUCUGGCAGCUACUCUGAAGCGUCUCUCCGCCUUUUACAACGCUCAUGAUCUGACUCGUUGGGAGCUCUAUGACCCAUGUUACCGUCUCCUUCGGAAGGCUGUGGAUACGGGCGAGGUUCCUCACCAGGUGAUCCUGCCAGCCUUGACUCUUGUCUAUUUCUCCGUUCUCUGGACACUAACUCACAUUUCAAGGUCAGGUGGUUCCCAGAAGCAGUUGUUGAGUCUGAAGGACAGGAUGGUGGCGGUCUGUGAACUCUGCCAGAACUGUCUCUCUGAUGUAGAUCUAGUGAUCCAGGAGCAGGCUUUUAUUUUAUUGAGUGAUCUGCUUCUCAUCUUCAGCCCUCAGAUGAUAGCAGGGGGACGAGAUUUCCUUAGGCCCCUCAUCUUUUUGCCAGAAGCUACGCUCCAAUCUGAGUUAGCCAGCUUCCUCAUGGACCACGUCUUUCUGCAGUCUGGAGACCUGGGCAGUGGUCAGACCCAAGAUGAUCAUAUGCAGAUAGAGCAGCUGCACCAGCGGCGCCGCCUGCUGGCUGGGUUCUGCAAGCUGUUGCUCUAUGGGAUCCUGGAGCUGGAUGCAGCCUCGGAUGUUUUCAAACACUACAACAAGUUCUAUAAUGACUAUGGUGACAUUAUCAAGGAAACACUGACCAGAGCAAGGCAGAUUGACCGAAGCCAUUGUUCCAGAAUCCUGCUGCUGAGUCUCAAGCAGCUAUACACAGAAUUGCUUCAGGAGCGGGGACCUCAGGGUCUAAGUGAACUGCCAGCCUUCAUGGAGAUGAGGGACCUAGCCCGGAGGUUUGCCUUGAGCUUUGGACCCCAGCAACUGCAGAACCGUGACAUCAUGGUCAAGCUGCACAAGGAAGGCAUCAAGUUCUCCUUGUCUGAGCUUUCUCCAGCUGGCUCCUCCGAUGUGCCCCCAAAUCUGGUGUUCUUGGAGCUCCUUUCAGAGUUCUCUCCCCGCCUUUUCCAACAAGACAAGCAGCUGCUAUUGUCCUACCUGGAAAAGUGUCUGCAGCGUGUCCCCCAAACACCUGGCUGUCCCUGGGGUCCAGUCACUACCUACCGCCGCUCUCUCACCCCUGUGGAGAGCACAGCAGAGGCCAGUCCUCAGGGCCACUCUCACUCCAAGAGGAGGCGCAUUGAAGGUCCCAGCAAGCAUCAGGGAGCAGGUCAGGAAGAAAGCUUGCAGCUCAACAGUGUCCCACCCACACCCACCCUCACCUCCACUGCUGUGAAGAACAAGCAGCCCCUGGGGGUGCUGGGGGAAGCCAAAGAAGAAGAAGGCUUGGAAUCAGAGUUCACGCACAGCCGGCUCCUCUCAGGUACCCAGAGGCCAAGGUUCUCAGGUGCACAGUAUUUCCAGACUCCACGCAACCCUUCAGGGACUGGUCUGGACAACAAGCUGACUCGACUCAGCCUUAUGGAAGAGGAUGAAGAAGAGCUAGAAAGUCUGGAUGAAUCAAGUGAAGCAUGGCGGGAUACAAAGAAGCAUCAUGGUAGUCACUCUUCCCUCAGUGAAAACGGACUGGACCUAUUGGAUACUACAGAGCUAAACAUAGAGGAUUUCUAACAGCACCCUGUGCCCCUCCCUCCACCAUUUCCCACCCCCAAGGACGUGACCUCUUGGAAAAGGAAAAGAGGAAGAAACAGCAAAGUGAAGAGUUCCUUGCAGGCUCAGCUCCCACCAUGGAGUGGGGAGGUGGCUUUGCCGUUCUAACCUGCCUUCCUCUCCAGUGGUGUAACGAAACCAAGAGUCCCUGCCCUCCCUGAUGCACCGUGAUGCUGACCCUCUGUCUGUUUCUGCUGUGCUCGGAGUCCAGUGGAGCUUGCUUUGCCUCCACAUUGGAGAAGGGCACUGGCUCCCUGGGUUAAAUGAGCCCCUAGUUUCCCAUCUGUUUGGGACUUCUUUCCCAGUCUCCAAAUCCAAGUGGUAGCUCAGUAAACAUGUUUGAAUCAGUCA
Molecule: messenger RNA, 4201 nt
Organism: Chinchilla lanigera (long-tailed chinchilla)
Lineage: Eukaryota; Metazoa; Chordata; Mammalia; Rodentia; Chinchillidae
Gene: Stag3
Product: stromal antigen 3
Exons: 34
Coding region: 95-3811 (1238 amino acids)
Biological process (GO): sister chromatid cohesion
Cellular component (GO): nucleus; cohesin complex; chromatin
Molecular function (GO): chromatin binding
Source: RefSeq, a predicted model, not a curated record